CACCUCCCUGUCCCUGCUGCCGCCUCCUCCAGACGACCCCCGCUACUCCCCGGGCCAGGCUGACGAGGGGCUCACGGUGGGGGGCACGCCGGAGUACCUGGCGCUGAGUGUGCUGAGUGUACGUGGCGACUACUUCGAUGGGUGCCUGGAUGACCUCAGGAUCUCUGGCCACAAACUCCCCCUCCCCCCGGCCGCCAACGCCUCCUCGUGGGGGGAGGUGCGGGGGUACCAGGGGGUGGAGAGGGGAUGUGCCGCCCCCCGGUGUGUGCCAACGUCACCUGUCCACCGCCCUUCACCUGUGUGGAUACCUGGAGGAAUUAUCAUUGCGGGUGCGGCACGGGGCAGGUGCUGGCGCGGGGGGCGGGUCCUGUCAACCGCUGGACCAGUGUGUGUAUGGCCCCUGUCUGAACGGCGGGACCUGUUACUCACCACACUCGGGUGGGUUUGUGUGCACGUGCGAGGCGGGGUUCAGCGGGCGCCACUGUCACCUGCCCUACCCUGACGACCCCUCCCUCAAGCUGUCCCUGGGGGCGCUGCUGGCCCUCAUCGUGUGGUGCACCUUCCUCAUGUUACUCGUGGGCGCCUUCCUGCUCCACCAGCACCACCGCCGCGCCGCCGUCAGGAGAGGCUCUACAAGCGUAGCCAAGGAGGACGCCCAUACCCUGAGAGAGGCCACCCACGCCCACGCCCCCACCACGCCCGCGCACACGCCCAACCUCCUGGAGAUGCAGCUGCUCAAACCUCCUAAAAGCAAUGGACAGCCCGCGUGGUCCAGGAACCCUAAUAUUGCAGAUGUGGAUGUACUGCAAGUGGAUGCGGCGUCCGUCACCAGUAGUGGAGCGGAGGAGCACCCACGCACCACCACUUGUCCACUCUCCUCCUCCUCUGGGGCUGGGAAGAAGGGUGGAGGGGGAGGAGGAGGAGGAGGAGGAGGAGGAGGAGGAGGAGGGGGUGGCCAACAUUCCUCUCAAGGCGAUGAUCUGAGAAAUUAUGCUUAUGAGGGGGACAGUUCCUCGCCCGGCUCGCUGUCCUCGUGUCUGGAGAGCUGUAGCGGCAGUGCAAAAUUUUUGGAUGGAUUCCGGGAGGUUGCUUGCUUACUGGACAACUGGGACACCACUACCACCACCACCACCACCACUACUGCCACCACCACCACUACCACCACCACCACCAGCACAAGAGCCAAUCACAGCAAGCGGGAUUCUUCUCUGCCAAUCACGGACAUUCUUAGCGAUCCUCACGUUGCUAUUGGUCCGUCAUGCGAGACAGAGAAGCCAAUCAACGUCGCUGAUCCUCCUCUUCCUCCUCCUCCUCCUCCUCUCUCUCCUCUCUCGCCUCCUGCUCCUCUUCCGCUUCCUGAUCCCCCGCAAGCUUUCAUGACUAAAUAAUUUGGCUUUUUUUUUUUUUUUUUUUUUUUUUUCUUUUUUUUUACUUUUCUGUUUCUUCACUUUAUUUAUUUAUUUUUUUUUUCGCUAAUUGUAUUACUUCCUUUUUUUUUCCUUGUCAUUUUUUUCUUAUUUAUUUUCUUCUGUUUCUUGUUUUUUCACUUAUUUUUCUCUUUUCUGUUACUUCUCUUUUUCUCCUUUUUGGGUUUUCUAAUCUUAUUUUGGUUUCCGUUUUCCUCCUUUUCUUUUUUUUUCUUUUUUUUUAUUCCUUUCUCUUUUCUUUCUUGUUUUCUCUUUUUUGUAUUUCUUCUAUUCCCUCCUACCUGCUAUAUAUAUUUUUUUCCUUCCCUUUUUGCAUAUUCCUUGUUUUCAUUCCUUCUCUUGUAUUUUCUCUAAUGUUUUUUUUUCAGGGUUUUUUUUUUUUUUGUAAUUUUUUUUCUUUUUUUUUUAGUAUCAGUUUGGUUUGGUCGUUAUAAUUUGGGUUAUUACUGUUUGUCGCUUUUGUUGUUGUUAUUGUUGUUUGUGUUAUUUGAGAUAUGUGUGUGUGUGUGUGUGUGUGUGUGUGUGUGUGUGUGUGUGUGUGUGUGUGUGUGUGUGUGUGUGUGUGUGUGCGUGCGUGCGUGCGUGCGUGCGUGCGUGCGUGCGCGUGCUUUUUUUUUUUUUUUUUUCAUUUAUUGGUUAUUUUGGCAUUUAUUUGUCAUUAUGCCAUUCCUUAUUUUCUUAUACGUUUUCCCUUCUCCUCCUCCUCCUUCUACUCUUCCUCUUCCAUUUUCCUUUUCAUUUGAGCCGAAGAUGAUGAAAAAACGACAGAGAGAGAGAGAGAGAGAGAGAGAGAGAGAGAGAGAG
Messenger RNA from Scylla paramamosain (green mud crab), 2231 nucleotides. RefSeq names its product zinc finger protein 503-like. The coding region runs from base 138 to 1388 and encodes 416 amino acids. The transcript has 7 exons. NCBI's taxonomy places the organism in Eukaryota, Metazoa, Arthropoda, Malacostraca, Decapoda, Portunidae. Gene Ontology annotation, molecular function: calcium ion binding. The record is from RefSeq and is a predicted model, not a curated record.